Octopus sinensis (East Asian common octopus) is the source of this 1906-nucleotide messenger RNA. Its product is annotated as zinc finger protein OZF-like. Bases 73 to 1770 code for a protein of 565 amino acids. The record is from RefSeq and is a predicted model, not a curated record. NCBI's taxonomy places the organism in Eukaryota, Metazoa, Mollusca, Cephalopoda, Octopoda, Octopodidae. The transcript is spliced from 2 exons.
CAGAAAUAACUGGGGAAUAGAAUAUAAAAAAAAAGAAAAACAUUUGGACUUUGUGGUGAGAGGAGAAAAAUAAUGGAAAUUGAAUUACGUGAUAAUGAGGUUAAUUGUUAUACACAGUCGUUAAGGAUUGAUUUUACUGAAGACGAAACAGAAGAAGAAGAGAAAACAUCAUUUCACUGUGAUGUCUGCAACAAGUCCUUCUUUCUCAAAGAUGAACAGACGAUUCACAAAUGUUUCCAUGCAGGAGAGGAUCUCUAUCGCUGUGACAUCUGUGGUAAAUCAUUCUCUGAAAAGGUUCGUUUGACCAAACAUAAACACAUUCACGCAGGUGUCGAGCCGUAUCGCUGUAAUACCUGUGGUAAAUCAUUCUCUCAGAAUCAUAGCUUAGCUAUUCACAAAUGCAUCCACAUUGUGGUUAAGUCACAUCAUUGCGAUAUCUGUGGCAAAUCAUUCUCUGGAAAUAGUGACCUAACCACUCACAAACGUAUUCAUAAAGGAGAGAAACAAUAUCAGUGUGAUAUCUGUGGUAAAUCAUUCUCUAAAAGUAGUCAGUUAAUUCAACACAAACGUAUUCAUACAGGAGAGAAACCAUAUCAUUGUGAAAUCUGUGGUAAAUCAUUCUCUCAUAAUCACCACUUAACUACUCACAAAUACAUUCACACAGGAGAGAAACCAUAUCAGUGUGAUAUCUGUGGUAAAUCAUUCUCUCGAAAUCACCACUUAACUACUCACAAAUACAUUCACACAGGAGAGAAACCAUAUCAGUGUGAUAUCUGUGGUAAAUCAUUCUCUCAUAAUCACCACUUAACUACUCACAAAUACAUUCACACAGGAGAGAAACCUUAUCAGUGUGAUAUCUGUGGUAAAUCAUUCUCUCAGAAUCACCACUUAACUACUCACAAAUACAUACACACAGGAGAGAAACCAUAUCAUUGUGAUAUCUGUGGAGAAUCAUUCUCUCAUAAUCAGCACUUAACUACUCACAAAUACAUUCACACAGGAGAGAAACCUUAUCAGUGUGAUAUCUGUGGAGAAUCAUUCUCUCAUAAUCAGCACUUAACUACUCACAAAUACAUUCACACAGGAGAGAAACCUUAUCAGUGUGAUAUCUGUGGUAAAUCAUUCUCUCAGAAUCACCACUUAACUACUCACAAACGUAUUCACACAGGAGAGAAACCCUAUCACUGUGAUAUCUGUGGUAAAUCAUUCUCUCAGAAUCACAACUUAACUACUCACAAAUACAUUCACACAGGAGAGAAACCAUAUCAGUGUCAUAUCUGUGGUAAAUCAUUCUCUAGAAAUGGUGACCUAACCACUCACAAACGUAUUCAUACAGGAGAGAAACCAUAUCAUUGUGAUAUCUGUGGUAAAUCAUUCUCUCAGAUACACCACUUAACUACUCACAAAUACAUUCAUACAGGAGAGAAACCUUAUCAGUGUGAUAUCUGCGGUAAAUCAUUCUCUCAGAAUCAAAACCUAACUAAACACAAAUACAUUCAUACAGGUGAGAAACCCUAUCCCUGUAAUAUUUGCGGUAAAUCUUUUUCUCAAAGUUACCACUUGAGUAAACACAAACGUAUUCAUACGGGAGAGAAGCCAUACGUGUGUGAUAUCUGUGGUAAAUCCUUCUCUCAGAAACAUACCUUAAUUUCUCACAAACACAUUCACACAGGAGAGAAGCCUUAUCACUGUGAUGUAUGUGAAAAAUCUUUCUCUCAAAAAGGUAACUUAACUGCUCACAAACAUAUCCACGCAGGAAAGAAACCAUAACACUGUGAUAAUUCUAUUACUCUCUCUCUCUCUCUCUCUUUUACUUGUUUCAGUCAUUUGAGUGCGGCCAUGCUGGAGCACCGCCUUUAGUUGAGCAAAUCGACCCCAGGACUUGUUCUUUGUAAGCCCAGUACUU